Molecule: messenger RNA, 810 nt
Organism: Corylus avellana
Lineage: Eukaryota; Viridiplantae; Streptophyta; Magnoliopsida; Fagales; Betulaceae
Source: RefSeq, a predicted model, not a curated record
CUGGGUUAAAUAGCGAUAAAAUUGAAAAACCAGAGCAAAGACCAUCACAUCUGAGAUCAAAUUCCCCAGUCGAAGCCCUAAAGUUUUCUUUGGAUUUGUUGUAUUUAUCGUUCACAAUGGGAUUAUGGGAAGCUUUUCUCAAUUGGCUACGAAGUCUCUUCUUCAAGCAAGAAAUGGAGCUAUCUUUGAUAGGCCUUCAGAAUGCUGGAAAAACAUCACUUGUAAAUGUUGUUGCAACUGGUGGAUACAGUGAAGAUAUGAUCCCAACGGUAGGAUUUAAUAUGAGGAAGGUAACUAAAGGGAAUGUCACAAUAAAGCUGUGGGACCUUGGAGGUCAACCAAGAUUUCGCAGUAUGUGGGAGAGAUACUGCCGUGCAGUUUCGGCUAUUGUGUGCGUCCCUUUUCUAUUUCCUUAACCUUGCCUGUGAACCUACAAGCUUCUUAUUUUUUACUUAUUUCUCUCGUAAUUUUGAGAUGACAUUGGUUAUAAAAAGGAAAAAUAAAUUUUAUGAUGAAGUUGGAAUGUUUUAUUCUUAAUAUUCUGUUAUAUGCAUCUUCUUCUUCUUGUUUAGUCUUUUCACAGAAUACAUCUUCAUGAAGCUCUGGUGAUGAAAUUUUACCAUGUUAGUGAAUACAUUGCCUCUCCCCACCUCCCCUCCCCUUUUUUAAGCAUUUCUGACGUUUAUAGUCACCAUGUAUCAUGGUUUCAUACUUUAAGCUCAAGCAUUUCUGUCAAAAGAAAUGCCAUCAUAGGCCCCUGAACACACUUGUUAAUAUGCACUCUUGUAGCGAAGUACAGGGAUUUUUUAU